This is a messenger RNA of Hypomesus transpacificus, 2842 nucleotides long. It is a transcript of the gene sdc4, whose product is annotated as syndecan 4. Lineage: Eukaryota; Metazoa; Chordata; Actinopteri; Osmeriformes; Osmeridae. Gene Ontology annotation, biological process: cell migration. Gene Ontology annotation, cellular component: membrane; cell surface. The record is from RefSeq and is a predicted model, not a curated record. The coding region runs from base 203 to 874 and encodes 223 amino acids. The transcript is spliced from 5 exons.
CAAUCUGAACUAGCAGAUAGUUGAUCAGUUACUACGGAGGAGAGACUUUAAACAAGACACAAGUGAUAAGAAGAAUAACGUGAAACGUUGGUGGAAAUACUGUAGGAUUUUUAAACGAAGAUUUGUUUGACCCAUCAGGCGUUAUCAAGUUGAUAGUUAUCAAAAGUUUCGAAUUAAUCAUUUUUUAAAUCGUGAGAGAAUCAUGUACAAAGUGUGUCUCGUGUUGGUUUUGUUUGCCUCAGUCUAUUCAGAGUCGCAGGCGCGGGAGACAGAGACAUGGAUGCCCAUGAAGACCACUCAGCCGGCACAGGGGAUGCUGGAAGACAUCGCUGGGUCCGGAGCUUCGACCACCGCCGGACAUUCUGACGACUUCGGCUUCACCGACGACGACGAAGAUGAUGAGGACGACUAUGACACGUACGGCGAGGACGAGGACUAUGAGGAUGAAGAGAUGUCUGGCUCUGGAGACGGAGUACCCACCGUCACCAUCAACAACGACAACACCCAUCCAUCUUCAAACCCCAACAUUAAUGAGAACAAGAUCCCAGAGCUGGAGGUUCCCUUCAGGCCCAGGCCCACAGUCAACGAGAUCGAUCUGGUGCAGAACCGCAACGAGGUCCCGGUGAGAGCAGAGCCGCCCCAGCAGGAGGAACAUCCCUCCAACGUCCUCAUGUCCCACGCUGGCAGUGAGGGGCUCUUCAACAAGACAGAGAUCCUAGCAGCAGUGAUUGUGGGCGGAGCUGUGACGCUGCUCUGCGCUGUUCUCCUCAUAGUCUUCCUCAUCUACCGCAUGAGGAAGAAGGACGAGGGCAGCUACGACCUGGGGAAGAAGCCCAUCUACAAGAAGGCCCCCACCACAGAGAUCUACGCCUGAACACCGAGAGGCCCCACCCCUACCCACCCCAACCUGUCCUUUAGGACCCAUGAACCCAUAACCCCCCCCCCCCCCAUCUUUGCGUCUUUCUGCCAGUAACAACCCCAGGAGAAAAAACACGACUGUCUAGACUGCUUCUCCUCUUGACGCCCACCAGGAUCCAGCUCUCCCUCUAGUCCUGAUGUCAUCCAUUUUGACUCUCUCUCACAAGUCUGAAGCUGCACCCAUGUCUACCAGAGAGAGACAGAAAGGGAGAGUGGGACAGGACCAUUUCAGCUGCCAAAACAGUGCGGUACAUGUUUUAUUUUGUUUUAUCUGUUUCUUUCUUUUUUUAACUUUGUGUCCUGCUCAACUGAAAAUUGGACAAUUGCGAAUUGUAGAGAAUUCAGUGCUGUACGAACUGCAAUUUCCCCCCCUCUCUUUACCCUCCCUCCUCCUCUAACACACCUGUAAUACACUAACACAGCUCAACCUCCUCCUUACCCAGUCACAUUACAGAUAUUAGUCCUGUUAUUUAUUCACCCCAACCUCUUCCACCAUCCCCCCACCCCUUACUCACACACACAAACACACACACACACACACUCUUCUCUGAACCUUGUAUUGGCAGAGCUACUGGUGCUGCAGAAGUCUGUUACUGUGGCAACAGAUUUUAAUUUUUGAUUUAAUUUGUCGUCUUUGUUUAUUUUACUUUUUAAAGAGUUCAUGUGCAGUGAAAUCUCAAGCUCAGUUCUCAAUAAAAUAUUUUUGUGGAAAAUAAAUCAAUUUUAAUAUCAGGUUAUGUUUGAAGUGAAUUCCAAGAUUUGAGUGACAAUAUUACGGUACAAAAGUGCUAAAAGCCUCAACAAAACAGAUGUGGUUGGGAUAUAUCUAUCUCUAGGGUGUGUUUCUAGGUUAUGACUUGGACUGGACACAAACCAAUAUGCUGUUGCAAGAAGACAAACCCACAUUCCACAAAUGGACAUGUGGCACAGUGAUAUAAUAGACUCUGCUUACUAGUAUCAUCAGGUCUUCUUGUAGACUAGAGACUGUGCUUUAUUUGCAGGGUAUGUGCCUGUCGGGUAAGCUAUGUUAACAGGUUAUAGGAUCUACUCUUGUUAAGACAUGUUAACAGAUUAGGGUGUCCAUGGCUUGUCUGAGGUGAACAGGUCAGGGGUUCAAUCUGAAUCUAGUUUACUGUAAAUGCAAGUAAUGGGUCCUUUGCCUGUCCGUUAUUGCUAUAUAAUUAACAUACUGUAGUUUGAUGGCUGUAGUCACUGCACACAGAUUGUGGUCUUCCAGGGAACUGUAAAUAUCCAUUUGAAUAAAAUGUUGAACUUGGUACUUAGCCAUUUCCUGGCAGACUUCUAUUUACCAAAUAUUUAAAUGCCAAAUUAUUUUCUUUCUCACCCCAAAACGCGUAGUUUAGCGCAAUCUACUGUUAAAUACUUGGAAUGAUACGGCCUUCUUCAAGCCUGAGAAGCCUAGUUGGAAACGCUUGUUUUUAAAACUACCAAUGCUUGUACUAACUCAUACUGUGUUCUCUCUCAGUGUUUUUAAUAGAUCACCUGUUCCAUUUUUUUAAUUUUUAUUAAUUUAACUGUCAAAUAUUUUAUUGCCUUCUUUCAGGUUGGGGCAUUUCCCCCUUUAAGCUGUUGUAUAUGUGAUACAUUUUAUAUACACUAGUUCCAAGAUUUUCAGAAGCAAAUAGGUUUGAAACAGUUUUUUUUUUUUUUUUAAGUUGAUAUAUCUUUUAGACCUUUUUUUGAAGCAGUAUAUAUUUAUGUUUUGUAGAAGGAUUUGCCGUUGUUGUUCAGGGGACUUGAGUUGAACCAUGUGUCAUUUGCAUGGAGAAAUAAUCUGCUGCUUGUUGUCACAACAUGAUGUGAAUCAUUGAUCGAGUGGAGAAGUCAAUGAAUCAUUGGCUUCUGCAUGCAGGUUCUGAUUUAUUUGGAAAUAAAGCUAUUUUUAUGCACAUUAACAUUUUAA